Molecule: messenger RNA, 525 nt
Organism: Durusdinium trenchii
Lineage: Eukaryota; Dinophyceae; Suessiales; Symbiodiniaceae
Source: the annotation of a GenBank genome assembly
AUGGGCGCUGAGGGCUCCAAAACCACGCAGGACCACCCUGCCCGACUGGUGCCUACAACUACCACUGUCAACAAAGCGAAACUGCAGUCCAAGUGGUGGACCUUACAGGUGAGUGGUGCUGCCGCUGCUCCUGCUUGCUUGGAAGGUUAUGGGCGCCAGUAUGCCUCAUUGUUUGAGCGCCACUGUGGUGAUAAUCGGAAAGAGCAUCAGAGAUGUAUGCGGAAGGGGAAGUUUGACCCUUUGGAUAUGAAGACAUGGUAUCCAACAUGCGGCGAGUCUUAUGAAUUUGAAACAUCAUGUGCCAUCAGCCUACUCCAGGAGGUGGACGCACGGUGCCGCCCGCAGCUGGACAGCGCGGCAGAGGCGCUCAGCGCGGGGCAGACCAACCCGAAGCUGGCAAAGCAGAUGGAAAGCAUCGGCCAGUGUAUGGCCCAGCUUGCGGGAGACAAGGGAGUGAAGUUGCAGCUUGACGCGGCCCAGGCCAAAGAGAGGUACAGACUGAGCAGCCAGUUGCUGUCCAGAUGA